Molecule: messenger RNA, 1511 nt
Organism: Quercus robur (English oak)
Lineage: Eukaryota; Viridiplantae; Streptophyta; Magnoliopsida; Fagales; Fagaceae
Product: disease resistance protein RPM1-like
Exons: 2
Coding region: 552-1205 (217 amino acids)
Source: RefSeq, a predicted model, not a curated record
UUUCAAUUCAGAACAAUGUAAAUACUCCUUUGAAGAGUAUUACUAGUUUCCAAACUCAUUCUAUUCUCAUUUUGAGGGUAGAGGAAGUUCCAAACUCUUUUCUUGCUAAAUGUUUUGCAAAUUUCAAGCUCAUAAAAGUAAUAGAUUUUGAAGUUGCUCAUAUUGAUUAUAUUCCUAAAGAAGUGGGAAACCUAUUCUAUUUGAGAUAUUUAAGUCUAAGAGAUACAAAAGUGCAUAUGCUUCCUAAGUCCAUUGGUAAACUACACAACCUAGAGACUUUGGAUUUGAAACGUUCCCUUGUGUCUGAGCUACCGACAGAGAUCAGCGGGCUUCAUAAGCUACGAUACCUUGUGGCAUACACUGAAAAUUAUGAUACAGAAUUUGCCAUUGAUUUUUGACGACCGGUAAAGAUACACAAUGGCAUUGGGUGUUUACAAUUCUUACAGAAGCUUUGUAAGAUUGAACCUAACAGCGCUGCCCUUAUUGAAGAAUUGGGAAGUUUGGUACAAUUGAGGAAGUUGCAAAUCUCUAAAUUGAAGAGAUAAAAUGGGAUGGCUUUGUGCACAGCACUAGAGAAAAUGAGCCUCCUUCGUUCGUUGAGAAUCAAUGCAGUAAGUGAGGAAGAAGUUUUGGAAUUGCAAUCAAUGUCUUCUCCUCUGCCCCUCCUACAAUCUCUCUACCUAUCUGGGAGACUAGAAAAGUUGCCAAAAUGGAUUUCCAAACUCAAGAGUAUAGUUAGAAUUGGUUUACAUUGGUCUGGAUUAAUGGAUGAUCGGUUAAACGUCCUUCAAGCUCUGCCCAAUUUGUUGGAACUUGGGUUUUACGAUGUAUAUGGAGGUGAGCAAUUACAUAUUGAGGGAGGAGGCUUCCAGAAACUCAAGAUUCUAGAGCUUGAAAAUUUUGAAAGAUUGAAUAGGUUGAUAAUAGAUGAAGGUGCCCUGCCUCUUCUUGAGAAUCUUGAAAUUGGAUCCUCCCCACAGUUAAAGGAGGUGCCUUCUGGCAUCCCCCAUCUGAAAAACCUCAAAAAUAUUGAAUUCUAUGACAUGCCAACUGAAUUUGUUCUUAGUCUGCAACCAGAUGAAGGCCAUAAUUUUGGUAAAGUCAAGCAUGUUGCCUCUGUUCGUUUUUGGUAUAGGAUUCAAGGGGAACACUACAACAUCUACAAGCUCAGUGAGUCAGAGUUGCUGGAGCAUUUGCGAAGGUAGUUCAAGAGGUGGAGAACCAAAGUGCCCUCACCACUUUUGAGAAAUUAUAGGCUUCAAAUGCCAACGUCUCAAGGUUUUCAAGUGCUAGAUCAAACAGGACACUGCUCUGUUCUCAAUCAAGGUCCAGAACAUCAGUGGUUGAUUCAACCCAGCAUCGCAGCCUUUGUCAUUGUAUUGCUGUAAAUGUGUUAUCUUUUCUGUAUCAAGCAUAUGAACCUCUUGAACUCAUGCUAUGUAAAAGAGUCAUGUUUAAGUUAUUUUGUAUUUAUUGCCUUUAGAGAAGUUUAAAUAUCUGAAGUAUUUCAU